GGGUAUUGACGAAUGAAAUCAAAUGCGUUUCAAUAAAACCACCAAAAAAACCCCACGAGCUUCAGACACAUAUACUCUCACGACUUGAACGAACGAAGAAGAAGAUCGCGACUGUGUGUAAACACCGAUCACUUCUUUACAUCACUUCAUCGAUCAAUCACUUUCGAGAUAGUGCUGCUGCUAAAAUAAUUCCCAACCAAUAAGACAAGAGACGAAUGAUUUGAUGCCAUUUGUCUUGAAUUUCCUCAACAAUGUCCGGGAUACUUAAUUCAGGUGUUAAUGGGUCAACAUCAACUUUUCCAGAUGCCACUGGAAGAGCUUUUACAUCAGCAUUUUCUGCUCAAUUAGGUUCAUCUGCUGCUGAUAUGAACCACACUGAUGCAAUAGAUUUGCUAGGAUUACGAAGCAUGAAUGGGAACUUCAACAUUCCCAGCAUGCCUGGAGCAUACACUUCAAGAAAUUCAGGAUUAAAUGGUCCUUUGAAUGGUGUACAACCACCUGCAGGAAGUUUAUCUAAUGGACGAUAUGCAGUAAAUAAUCUUCCUGUUGCACUUUCUCAGCAAUCUGCUGCUAGCUCACUUGGACUUUCAGGGAUUACAAAUAAUGGAGGGUCAGGUUUAGGUCAAAGUUUAGGAAACAGAGAACAAAUUAUAAGCUCCAUGGCAAUGGGUAACCUUGUUAAUGGGGGCAACAUUGGAAGAAGUUUAAGCUCUGGCGGACUCAAUAUGCCUGGGGUUGCUUCUCGCCUGAAUCUAACUGCACCCCAGAUGGUGUCUCUGCUAGGAAAUUCAUACUCUGGUGGCGGUGGGCCACUUUCACAAAAUCAAUUUCAAGGAGGGAAUAGUCAUUUAAGUUCAAUGGCAUUGUUAAGUGAGCUCAAUCGUGACCAUUCUUUUGACAUGAAUGAUUUCCCUCAGUUAUCUGGGCAUCUUACCUCUGCUGGUGGUUCUCAAAGACAACUAGGGGGGUUGGCACGCAGGCAGAAUGUGGGAUUUAUGCAACAAAAUCAAGAAUUCAGCAUUCAAAAUGAAGAUUUUCCUGCUUUACCUGGAUACAAAGGUGGCAAUGCAGAUUUUCCGGUUAAUAUGCACCAAAAGGAACAACUUCGUGACAAUGUGGUGUCCAUGAUGCAAUCCCAACAACAUUUGCCUGUGGGAAGAUCAGGUGGAUUCAGCUUGGGAGGUGCAUAUUCAUCACAUCAACAACAGCAGCAUGCUCCAAUAAACGGUGGUGGGGGUGGGCCCUCCUACCUUCCUGCAAACACUCAAGAUCUCCAUUUUCAUGGCUCUGAGGCAAGGAACAGCGGGAUGCUUCCAACGGGAUCACGACCCGUGAGUGUAUCGGGUGGGUCCUACGAUCAACUGAUGCAGCAAUACCAACACUUCCAAAAGCAAUCCCAAAUACGCCUAGUCAGCCCCUUCAGAGACCAAGAUCUAAAAUCCCCUCAACCAUCACAAUCCCCUGCUGACCGAUUCGGUUUACUUGGUUUACUAAACGUAAUCAGAAUGAACAAUCCCGAUUUAACCCCUCUUGCUCUUGGAAUCGACCUCAUGACACUCGGCCUAAAUCUAAAUUCACCCGAUAAUCUUUAUAAAAAAUUCUCAUCUCCAUGGUCCGAUGAAUCCGCUAAAGGAGAACCUCAUUUUUCCAUUCCCGAAUGUUUCAACACCAAACAACCAGCUCCUUUAAACCAAGAUAGCUUCUCUAGAUUUUCCCCGGAGACUUUGUUUUAUAUAUUUUACAGCAUGCCGAAAGACGAGGCCCAGUUGUUUGCUGCAAAUGAACUGCACAAUAGAGGGUGGUUUUACCACCGAGAGUUGCGUUUAUGGUUCUCAAGAGCUCCAAACAUUGAACUCUUAGUCAAAACAGCUACUUAUGAAAGAGGUUGUUAUUACUGUUUUGACCCCAACACCUGGGAAACAAUUCGAAAGGACAACUUUGUUGUGCAAUAUGAAAUGGUGGAAGACAGGCCGGUGGUCCCGCGUCGUUAGCAGUUUGUUUGAUUUGAAAAAAAAAAGUUGAUGAGUUAAUGAAUUAUGAAUGGUUUAGAGGUUAUAUACUAAAGGACUAAAAAAGUAAGUAAAUCCAAAUGUGGGUGCAUAAUGGAAGAAGGGUAAAAGUUAGAAAAAUUGUGUUUAAAAAGAUGAUGUUUGUGUUUUUAGAUUCCGACUCUCUCCUGGUUAUAAACCUGUUUUAGAAAUGACAAAUAUAUGUUGUACUUUAAAUUUAAAUCUUUG
Lactuca virosa is the source of this 2237-nucleotide messenger RNA. The record is from the annotation of a GenBank genome assembly. Lineage: Eukaryota; Viridiplantae; Streptophyta; Magnoliopsida; Asterales; Asteraceae.